This is a messenger RNA of Manihot esculenta (cassava), 3997 nucleotides long. RefSeq names its product filament-like plant protein 7. The coding region runs from base 375 to 3590 and encodes 1071 amino acids. NCBI's taxonomy places the organism in Eukaryota, Viridiplantae, Streptophyta, Magnoliopsida, Malpighiales, Euphorbiaceae. The transcript is spliced from 6 exons. The record is from RefSeq and is a predicted model, not a curated record.
CAAAAAUGUUUUCUUUUUCAUUAAAUUCUCGGUAGGUUUUUGUUUCUCUCUCAUAUAAUUAAUGUUCUGAGGUAGUUGUCGGUGGAGCAGUAGCAAAGCAUCCUAUGCAAGGAUCUCUGUCCUUAACCUUAUCUCUGUUUGGACACUCGUCUAACUUCUCAGUCUUGUGUCCUUAGACCCAUCAAGGAUAAGCUUCUUCUGCUGCAUUUUGGGUUUCUUCUCUCGCUCUCUAAUUUUCUUUCUUCAUUUCAACUGCUUUAUGAUGAGGGAAACAAUGGUGGAUGAUCUGUUUGGCUAGUGUUUAUGAGGGCAAUUUCUUGUUAAGUUAGCUACCGAGUCCAUGUCAGCAGUUGUAUGGAAGGCAAUUUGAAACCAUGGAUAACAAAUCUUGGCUUUGGAGGAAAAGAUCUUCAGAAAAGACAAUCCUUGCAACAAACAAAUUUGGCAUUUCUGUGGAAGGGAUUGAUAAAGAGGCAGAAAAGCUUCAAAAUAGAAAUGAAUUAGGAUCUGUUAGACCUGUGAGAAAUUUGAAUGAGAAGUUGGCUUCCGUGCUCCUUGAUUCUUCUGCCAAAGAUGAUCUUCUGAUCAAACAAGAGAAGUUGAUGCAAGAAGACAUUGCAGGCCAGGAGGAGGCUAAAGUAGCGUGUCUGAGAAAAGAUCUAGAUGAAGAUUUAAAGCAAGGAGUAGCUGCAAAUGAAAAAUUACCUAAUUCAGAUGCUGCACUGAAGGCAUGUAUGCAGCAACUGAGUUCUUUGCAAGAAGAACAGGAGCAAAAGAUACAAGAUGCUGUCAUGAAAGCAAAAAGUGACUUUGAUAAGGAAAAGAAAAAAUUAGAGGAUAAGUUGAGAGAGAUGAACAAAAAGGUCGCAAGUUUAGCUGUUGAGAACACAAAUUUUAGUAAGGCCCUUGUACUCAAAGACAAAUUGGUGGAAGAACUGCAUAUACGUUCGUCUCAGACAGCUGCAGAAUUCGAUGCACUAAUGGCUAGAUUGGAUACCACAGAAAAAGAGAAUGCUCUUCUGAAAUAUGAAUUUCACAUGCUUGAGAAGGAGCUUGAGGUUCGCAAUGAGGAAUUGGAAUACACACGUCGCUCUGCUGAUGUAUCACACAGGAAACACUUGGAAAGUGUUAAGAAAAUCUCAAAUUUAGAAUCGGAAUGCCAGAGACUCCGAGUACUAAUGCGUAAAAAACUUCCAGGUCCUGCUACUUUGGCAAGGAUGAAGAAUGAAGUUGAGACGCUAGGAAGGAAUCCGAUAGAGUUGAGAAAGCCAAAUCCUACAAGAGAUUUGGUUCUUAGAGAUACCAUUGGGGAAAAAUCUUCUGAAAUUCCUGUUAAGAACAUCAAUUUCCUGAUUGAGCAACUACGGGGUAUGGAAGAAGAAAAUAGAACUCUCAAAGAAAUACUGACCAAGAAGAAUACUGAACUCCGAUCUUCAAGAAUCAGGUAUUCACAAACAGCUUCAAAGUUGACACAGGUUGAGACUAAACUUAUAGAGCUUUCUGGCGGUCAGAAACAUGUGGAUUUGGCAAAGUGUAGUCCAGUAUCAAGUGAACUUUAUCCUCUUGCAGGUUUUGAUUUUGGCAGUGAUGAUGGACUUAGCUCUUCUGGUUCAUGGGCUAAUGCUCUAAUGUCAGAACUGGAACAUUUCAAAGAUGCAAAACUCAAGGGUCCAUCAGAUUGCAGAGCUAUUGAAGUUUCAAAUAUUAGUUUAAUGGAUGAUUUUGUUGAGAUGGAGAAAUUAGCUCUGGUUUCUGCACAAACACCUUCUGCAGGCACUAGUCACUCCCUCUCAACUGGUAAGGAACUAGUUCCAGUAGUACAAGGUCAGUCUGGCUGUAACGAAAAACAAGAAGUCCACUCCAGACAUGUUUCCGCUGAUAAAUCCUUUGAUUGGAUUCAAGAGGUUCUGAAUGCUAUUUUCAAAGAACAACGUAUUUCAAAACGAAGUCUAACUGAACUUCUUGAGGACAUCAAAAUAGCUUUGGGUUAUAUAAAUCAUCCAAGUGUCUUUCAAGUUGAUACAACAGCAAUGUCCAAGCAUUUGGAGUCAGACAAUAGAAGUUGUCUCACUUGUAAGUCUUCGUACAUAUCUUCAAUAAUCCAUUCAUUAAAUGAAGCUUCCACUGCUGAAGCCUCUGCAAAAGAAACAAUGAAACAGUGUAGCCUACUGAAUCUGGGCAAGUCAAUCGGCAAGAUCAUUCAGCUGAUUGAAGGAAUCAAUCCAACUCCUCUGCUCUGCAAUGGUGCAACAGAUAAUAUGUCAAAGAGGGAAGAAAGUUCCUUGUUCUCAGCAGUGUCUGCAGACUACUCUGUUCAUGUUUUUCAGUGGAGGAGUUCUGAACUAAGUUCUAUUCUGAAGCGUUUUAUUCUGGCUUGUAACUCUUUGUUGAAUGGAAAAGCUAGUACUGAAUUUUUUGCUGAGGAAUUGUUGUUUACUUUAGACUGGAUUGUGACUAGCUGUGUUACCCCUAAAGAUGCUUCAAGCGCAAGAGAUAAGAUCAAAAGGCAUUUCAGUCAGAGUGAAUCACAGAGGGACAGCGAAGUUGGAGUUGAGGUGGAUUUUCGACUGAUGGAUUCAAAUGCCAUUUGUAGUUUCAAAGAGAAACCACCAUGUUUUCCAUCUGCUGCUUCUUUUAAUGAGCAAAACAGUUUAUUUCAAAUCAAGUCUGGAUGGUGUGAUCUGCAAGAAGAGAUCAGAAGAUUAAAAGAUAAGCUGAAGAAUAUGGAAUCUGGGAAAGAAGAAAUGGAGAUCAAGCUUCAGCGUGCAACUGAUAAGAAUGAAACUUUGAUGAUGCAACUUCAGAAAUCAGAACAAAGCAUGAAGAGCCUACUAUUAGAGCUGGAAUCUAUGAGAGAAUCCAAGGGAAUGAUUGAGGAUCAGAUGGAAAAUCAAAAGUUGAUCAAUGAAGAUCUUGAUACUCAGCUGACAGUUGCCAAAGCAAAAUUGAAUGAGGUCUUACAGAAGUUCACAUCUUUGGAAGUUGAAUUGGAAGAAAAAAACAACUGCUGCGAAGAAUUAGAAGCAACUUGUCUAGAGCUUCAACUCCAGCUGGAAAGUGUUGCAAAGAAGGAAUCUUCGAACUACACCACAAGUGAAGACAGAACACAAAACCAAAAUGGCUCGGAUAUCACUGCAGCUUCCUUAAAGUUGGCGGAAUGCCAAGAGACCAUUCUUAACCUUGGGAAACAACUGAAGGCACUGGCUACACCAACGGAAGCAGCUUUAUUUGACAAGGUAUUCAAUGCCAAUGGUUCCACCACAACUGCGGCUAUUAAUAAGUCCUGGAAUAGGCGUUUCUCGUUGCGUGAUCAAAUGUUGGCUGAGGAUACCUCUAAGCCAGUUAUUCUCCGAUCUCCCACCGCAGAUGCAAAAGAUAAUUCUAAUAACAGUAAUUCUAUGAGUGCUCCAAGUUUCCUGGCACCUAGUGCAGAAGCAAAAUUUGAUUCAAGGCAAAAGUCUGGUACUAAUGCUAUUGGCGCUCUUGCUAUUGUACCUGGUAAGAAACAAGGAAUUGGGUUUUUUCGGAGGCUACUAAUGAGAAGGAAGAAAGACAGCAUCAAGAAGUCCCACUCCUUAGUAAAAGUAUGAACGGGAGAAGUUGCAGAAGCCAAGCAGGAACAGAACAGUUGCUGCCACACCCAGAGGAGAAAUAGAAGCCAAACUUUCUCAGGGUCUGAUCUGCUGCCACCGCUUAAUGAAAUGGGAGAUGCUAAUUUGAGGAACCAUGUUGCUUUAGCUCCGCAUCAUCUUUUUUUUUUUUCUUCCCUUUCUUUUGAAAGAGAGAUGCAAUAUGUUUUCAAGUACUGGUAAUGUGUGUACAUCUGGGUUUGAGGGCACUACAGAGCUCACAGCAACACCUGUAAUCAAGAAUGGAAUUAGAGAUGUGCAUGUUGCUGGAGUUGUUAAUGAUGUAUAUUUGUGGUUUGAUUUUGUUUUCACCUGAGCGUGUAGUAUAUAUCAUCCAAUAAAAGCUGACUUUAGAGGGUUGAUGUUAA